Messenger RNA from Cylas formicarius (sweet potato weevil), 3479 nucleotides. RefSeq names its product neuroligin-like protein glit-1 (gene Gli). NCBI's taxonomy places the organism in Eukaryota, Metazoa, Arthropoda, Insecta, Coleoptera, Brentidae. The coding region runs from base 481 to 3036 and encodes 851 amino acids. The transcript has 9 exons. The record is from RefSeq and is a predicted model, not a curated record. Gene Ontology annotation, cellular component: tricellular tight junction; cell surface; septate junction.
GUUGAAAAUCUACAGCGGCAGGAAAUAUUAAAAAUAUGCCAUGUGAGUUUAUAUCAGCGAGAUAAGAUGGAAAUUCACCUACUUUUAUCUUUAAUAACAAACUGGAUACUAAAUGUUGCGGGUGUGCCAGCGAAGUCAGUGAUCGGAUGCAUUGUGUCGAGUGUGUCAUCGUUCUGACUAAUUAUUGCGCUUAUUUGUUUUUUCUUUUAAUUAAACUUGAAAAUAAUUUCCGUUAGUAGAUUUUUAGCAAGAGAUUUGUAAAAAAAGAGGGCGUUUGUUGCUUUGGAUGGUAAUUUUUUUCAAUAAUAUCGGUGUUAUUUGCAAUUUAAAAGAAAGUUUUCGAUUAACGUAGUUUCCUAGAAAAGGAUUAUUUGAAAAGUCGAUGUAUAUUGUAUUGUCUACACCGACAGGCAGCUGGUUACCUGUACACACCUUUCGAUGACGACACGCAGGUAUACAAACGUGUUUAAUCGCUAAAACAUGGCGCUGCCUAAACAACAACAGUUUGAAUUAGUAUUAUUGUUAGUGAUAGUGUUCGUUAGUGAAAUAAUAUUGGGACAAUACGACCAAUACGGUUACCAAGAACAAUUCCCCCCUAAUAAACAAAACCCUUAUAAUAUAUACGGGCAGCAAAAUCAACCGUAUAAUAUUCCGAAUCCAGGUGAUAAAGACUACAGGACGUUUGUUUACAAAGGUAGAAGAUACGGACAACAAAACAAUUAUUAUUACGGUGUCCCAGGCGAUCCCAGAAUACGAGGACAAGACGAGAGGUUUUUUUACGAUAGACAAGGAAACGCACAACCCAUCCUCCCGGGUGUACUAGGUGGUUGGCGGGAAGAUCUCCAGGGUAAAAGAAGAGAGCAAACUAAGGAAUUGAAACGAGAUAUUUUCGUUAAAACCACUCACGGGGAAGUCCAGGGCUUUCAGCUGUACAUAUUUGACAAUCCCGAUCCAGAAUCUCUAUACAGACCCGGUUCCGAAUUUAUUGAACGGCAACAGGGAAUCGCCUCUGUGUUCCUGGGGAUACCCUACGCCCAACCACCAGUGUAUGAAGGUAGAUUUAAGCCACCUAGGUUGCAUCGAGGGUGGCAAAUAGUCCAGGCGGUGGACUAUGGGCCGGCAUGUCCGCAACCGAUCAAAUAUGUCGGCGUCACAAAUGGAGUUCGCGACAUGGACGAAGACUGUUUAUAUCUCAACAUUUUUACACCGGACAUCCACGAAGGGACGGCCCAAAAAUAUCCGGUAAUGGUGUAUAUUCACGGCGGGGAUUUUAUUCACGGAGCUUCAAAUUUAUUCCCGGGCCACAUAUUAGCCACGUUUUACAAAGUGGUGGUAGUGACAUUUAAUUACCGAUUGGGAGCGUUGGGAUUUCUCAGUACUGGGGACAUCAAUUCACCCGGUAAUUACGGUGUCUUAGACCAAGUGAUGGCUCUGAAAUGGGUAUACGAAAAUGCCGAAAAUUUUAACGGAGACAGAGAAAGCAUUACGUUGUUCGGGCCUGGAGCCGGAGCUGCCUCUGCUGGGUUGCUUAUGGUCGCCCCGGAAACUAGGAAUAUCGUUUCCAAAGUGAUCGCUCAGAGCGGAUCGGCCGUUGCUGAUUGGGCGAUGAUUUUCGACCGUUACAGAGCGCAAAACACGAGCAGAGUUUACGGCAGACAAAUCGGUUGCAGUAUAGAGUCAUCUUGGAGACUAGUGAACUGCUUGAAAAAUUCAAGAAGUGCCAUCGAAAUUGGAAAUGCGGAAUUUCCGCCAGACGUGGGCCUAUUUCCUUGGGCACCCGUUAUUGAAAUGAACGUUUCUAUGCCUUAUUACGAGGGAUGGUACGAGAAAGAUUGGCACUUGAUAAGCGAAAGCGUGGAAGAUUUAAUACGAAAACGCAUGUUCAACAGAGGACUCAGAUACAUGAGCAGUGUGACGUUACAAGAAGCGGCAACAUUUCUCACUUCUAAUGAAACGUUGAAGCCGCAUUUCGAAAUCGACCAACAAUUCUUCGACCAAAAGGUUUGGGAACUUGUCCUGCGAUACAAUUACACUCUAAACCCGAACGGUACCUUCGACGCCAUUAAAUAUAUGUAUACGUACUGGCCCGACCCGCAAAACACGACUAUGAUUCGCGAAAAAUAUAUACAGUUAUUAUCCGAUUUUCUCUACACCGCGCCCAAUGACAAAAUGAUCAAACUUCUAGUCGAACAAAACGUACCAGUUUACAUGUACGUAUUAAACACAACAAUAGAGUCCUUCGGAUAUCCCGAAUGGAGGAAAGUGCCUCAUAAUUUGGAGCAUUACCUGUUGUGCGGGGCGCCAUUUUUAGACGUCGAAAUGCUACCGCCGAAAGAACGAUUCGUGAGGGAUCAAUGGACGAGAAACGACAGAAACAUGAGCCAUUUUUUCAUGAAAGCGUAUUCUGAUUUCGCCAGAUACGGAAAUCCGACUUACACGCAAAUAUUGGGGUUGCAUUUUGAGGAAUGCAAGCAUGGACAACUGAAAUACCUUAAUUUGAACACCACGUAUAAUUCUUCGGUGAUGUGGAAUUUUCGGCAAACCGAAUCAGCUUUUUGGACGAAUUAUCUGCCCACGGUGGUUGGUCAUUUGAUUCCUACAUAUCCGCCGACCACAGAAUUCUGGUGGGAACCACGGACGCCGCUGCAAAUCGCGUUCUGGAGCAUGUCCGGAUUCUGUUUGCUACUGAUCGUGCUCCUGGUACUUUGUUGCAUGUUGUGGAGGAACGCUAAGAGAUCUUCUGAUAGGUACUACAAUCCAUUUCUGUAUCCCUCCGAUACGGAAAACGAGGAAGGUAUAGAAAACCGUCGAACCCCAGACGACUAUCCCGAAAAGUACAAAACAAAAGUGGCGCCACCGCGGACAGAUAGCGCAUCGUCAUUCCAAACAGUCUCCUUAAAAGAAAUGCAGGGAUUUGUCAGCACGACGCCCAGUAGCGAACCGCCGAGAAAAGGAACACCCGUAAUGGUACCGCGAAGUCGAAGCAAAUCCCAAUCUCAAAUGUUACAAGGCGGUGUUCCUCAGACUGACGUAUAAAUGGACAUGAAAAUUUGUCGCCAGUUUUUCAAUUUUUCUCGCUACUAACGUCGACGGCAAACCGCCAGUACCAUUUUAAUUUAUAGAACCAUGUUGCCCCAGGUUUAAGUGUUUGGUGCCAAUAAAAGCUAGUUUGCGAAUUGCAAUUUUAACAUCGCCAAUUGUGUUCGUAGUACGAACGAUUAAACUAUGCCGUCCAUGGAUGUUGUUAAAAAAUACGUUAAUGUUUGUAUAUUUUGGAGAUGCUCCAUUUUUUACUAAUUGUUAUUUAUAUACAUUAGAUGUGUAGUAUUAAGUUGUAUAUGUAUAUAUUGUAAACUUAAGCUCGUAGUUAUAGCCAAAGAAAUUUUUUUUAUAUGCGCACAUGCCUUUUUUCCAUGACCAUAUUUACACGUAAUAUGAACAAUAGAAAUACAAUGAAUCAGAUCUCAAAUAAAACAAUA